Monopterus albus (swamp eel) is the source of this 3421-nucleotide messenger RNA. RefSeq names its product T cell activation inhibitor, mitochondrial (gene tcaim). The transcript has 9 exons. NCBI's taxonomy places the organism in Eukaryota, Metazoa, Chordata, Actinopteri, Synbranchiformes, Synbranchidae. Gene Ontology annotation, cellular component: mitochondrion. The coding region runs from base 864 to 2258 and encodes 464 amino acids. The record is from RefSeq and is a predicted model, not a curated record.
UGGGGUUCAGAUAAUUUUUUCUCUGACUGUAAAUAACUCCUCCUACCAGCAGUUGGCAAUAUCUGUAUUUACCAUUCAGAAUGGGGAAAACAAAAAAGAAGAGCUAGAUUGUGGAAGUAUAAACUGUAAACAAAACACCUGUCGUUCAAAACAGCUGCUGUUUACAGCUGCUUCUAUUCAAGAAUAUGUCUGACAUAUGGCAUUGCCAUUCUCUUCCCUUGGUCUUUUGGAAGUGGAACAAGGAGCUUGUAGAGGCGAAAAACCAAAGUGAAAACACACUAGAUGGGUGAAAUCAUUGAUACUACAGCGACAGUCUUAAGGAGCUUCCUGGAACCAUUCUCUUCUCCUGCAUGGAUUCACUAAGCUCAAUAUCAGGAGGAUGAGCCCAGACAGACACUCACUGAUGGCCCAACAGUGGCUAACAGUCAACCAUUGGCUUGGUGUGUCUCUGCCCUAAGCAGCGUAAUCAUUUAAUAUCUUCUACAUAACUAUAAAACUAUACAGUAUAUUCAUUAUUUGCUGACAUUAAUGGCAUAAAGGUAUAAUUAAUUUGUUUGCAAAAGUAAUAGGCUACCUAUUUUUGCCAGAAACAUUUAAGUAAAGUUACUUUGAAUUAAUAAUACUGCUGGAAGCUGUACUGUGAAGGCAGGCAUUGGUUGACAAAAUCAUGUACUUUAAUACCAGGAUUGCUGAUGGACUAACUGCAGAGACCAAGAUUUAAUCGUCUUGUGGCAAGUUGCAUCAGACAUGCUUGUCAACUCUCUCUUGCGACACACCAUCAGGAAGUGAAUGAGAAUUCAUUAAAGCGGCUUAAUGGCUAUCUGGAAAACCUGCAGAAGCCUGGAUCGUGCUCAGUUCACCCAAUGAAGCUCACUUUUUAUGUUAGGGACACAAAGAACAGCAGUGAUAUGCAGCCAAGCCUCCUUAUCCCAGGGUUCCGGUCAGUGAGUUUUACCCUGCACACAAAUGAUGUCUUGAGCACAGUGAUGAAUGUUCUAAAGUCCUGCAGCCUGCCCAUGGAACACAUGGAAGGACUGAAAACAAGUGCAGAGACAUCUAGAAGUCCACCUGUAGCGGGGGUGCCUUUCUACAGAGCUAUCAAAUGGGAUAACAGCUACUACACCUUCACUGGUUUCAGAGACCGUGAGCAGGAGCUGCAUCAGGCCAGGAGAGUUGAGCCUACACUCAGGUUGUGGCUGAGAAACAACGAACCUGAAGUGAAAAAGAAGCACAGUGCUAGUCUUCCCCGAAGAGAAGAGCUGAACAGACUGAAGAAGGAAUUGUGUUACAAAUUUGAUCUGGCUGAUAUCAGGUGGCAGCGCAGUUGGGGAGUGGACCACAGGUGCUCUCAGCUUCGAAGUCUGAGCCGACUAUCUCAGCAGAACCCUGAGGUCUUGAUCAACCUGCAAGGACACACUGUUGUGUUUGCUGACCAGUCAGGAAUGAACGCUUAUGGACAUGUGAUGCUGGGAACAAUGGACGUUCAUCAUCAGUGGACCAAGUUGUUUGAGCAGCUGCCCAGCUAUCAGAGCCUGCUGCAGCAAACAGACUGGCUGAAAGAGAGGAUCAGCCUCCUCCUUGGUGGCACUCAAGUGGUCCACAUGGAGAGGCUGGGAACAGUUCAGCCCAUCACUGAGCACUACAGGACCCUCAACACCUUCCACAAGACCCUGAUGUCCCGACACCUUCGCCUGCACCCCAGGAGUCUGCAGGGUCUCGCCAUGUUGUUGGAGAAGCAUUCCUUGUUGUUGGUGUCAAUCACAGUGACCGCUCUAACCCUAGUCUUCAUGAGAUGGGGCACUUCCUUAUCCCCACCAAAUGUGACCCUCCUAAGCUGCAGGUCUUCCUCCAGCGCCACGCUCUCAAGGCCAGACAGCGUAUCCAAUGCAAAAGCCAGUCCUGGCUUCUGCCUAUACUGGUUUCCCGUCAUUACUCCAGCGAUCUGCACCUCUGACUCUCUCCGUUCAGCCUCUGCCUGUGUGACCUGCUGCCAUUCAUCUUUCAUCUUCCUCGGGCCCAGCCAUCUCCGCUCUACCCCACCUGAGUUCGCUGGCUAUAAUCACCUGUCUCAGCUUAUCUUCGGUUCCUCCAUCUGCCCUGCAUUGCCACCUCCAGCUCCCCAUCUGUGGACCCCUCGAGCUCUGCCUCCUCUGGCGGAUAUUUCCAUAUUGACUGUUAUCUUCAUAACUUGUUUUCUCAGUGCAGUAAAGUUUGUGAUCAGUAUUGCACCUGCCAUCUGGGUCCAGCCUGUUCACUGACUCGCUUCUGUGAGUGCUCACCAUAACACAAAUUCAUAUUUUAUUCUUGAGAAAAGAGAAAUGUAUAAAAAGAAUACAGAAUUGGACCCGAAAAAUAAGAGCACUGUAGAUGUUGCUGUUGGUCAUUCCAGGCUUGUCCAGGUUUAUACUCAAAGGUUUGAUCUGACAUCAAAUAUCUGUAUUCAUUCAUGCUAUUUCAAAAAGUCAAUGUAUGUAUUUUGCUGUUGUAAUCUUAAAUAAAAACAAAAAAGUAAGGAGGACCUGGAUUUAUUUGGAGUGGAGGAUGCCUGUCUGCAGACACAGCGUUAUUGAUCAACACCCAGUGGAAUCCUGCAAAGCAUCAUCUCACCAGAUACCCGACUACGAGAAUGGUGGUGUUGAUUUUGAAUACAAGACUUUACACAAAUGUGUAUAUAAGGGGUUUAGGGAAUGCACAUUGCGUCUAACAUUGAAAAUACAACCAUUAUAAGAUUUGGUUGCUGGUUGUUCUGCUGGUAAGUCGAAACAUUUGAGGAUAAGGACAGAUAAGAGUUUGGUUGUGGUAACUUGUGAGUAGGAGAAAAAUAUUUCAACUAAAUUGUUUUCUGUGGAGUUUAAUUCUUCUGGCAGAAUUGAAAUAAGUUUUACAAAGCAAGCAGUUUGUAUUUAUGAUUUUGUGUGAUUGUAAUUACAUCUCCAAUAAAUAGCUGUCAAUUUCAGACAAAGGGUAUAUAUUUUUGAUCUUUGAACAUAACGGCACUGAAGGGUAACAAGUCAGAAGCUGUGAAUCUGCUGGCAGAGGAUGAAUGACCUUCAGCGUACAGCAACAGGUGAACCAGCAGACAGUCCUCAGAGCUGUACAGAGGUAAAAGUGCCUACAGGGUUGUCAAAGGUAUCGUAUGCUGACAUUGGAAGAUGAGUAUGUCACAAUGAAGAAGCAGGCCCUUCUCAUGGCUACCAGGUAAACCACACAAAUCCAAGUGAUCUGUGUCAGGUUUCCUAUGCAGACACCUACACCAUUUACGUACGGAAGAAAUCAGAAUAAUAAUAAAUAAGAGGAAAACAGUGUGGAUGUUACAGCAUCCACACAAUAAAGAACAGAAGAGCAUAGUGUGGAUGCUGUAACAACACAGCUGAGGCUUGGCAUAGAAAAGAGUCAGUGCUUGUUUCUUGUACAUACAGAG